AUGAACUGUUUCCAAGGUGUCUAUUGGCUUAAACUUCAAAGAAGAGAAGGAGCGAGCAGCUCGUUAGGUCUCCAGAAAAGAAAGAUCCACAAUACUUGUGGACUGGAGCAUUCACUAAAAUCUAUUCGAAUAUAAGACGACCAGAUUUUGACGGAAGGGAAUUGGAACUUCUUUAGGAGCGAAGAGAUUUGAGAGACCUCUGUUGCAAGAUGACGAGCGAUGACGUCAUUAGAAACCCUUAGUAAAAGCGAAGCGUCGCCUCGCUUUGAAGAAACAUCGACUGCAGCGAUUGCGUUCCGUCGGAGAAUUAGAACGGAGUAGGGAGGUACGGACAACAACUACUCUGCAAAACGGCUAAAGGCCCUGAAGGGGCGCAUUUCGGCACAGGAACAUUGCUCGUAGGAAGCAUUGCAAAAUUUUACCUCGCUACUAAAUUAAGAUAUUUUUUUCUUCAAAUUAAUAAUUGUUA
Gryllus bimaculatus (two-spotted cricket) is the source of this 469-nucleotide messenger RNA. NCBI's taxonomy places the organism in Eukaryota, Metazoa, Arthropoda, Insecta, Orthoptera, Gryllidae. The record is from the annotation of a GenBank genome assembly.